This is a messenger RNA of Ziziphus jujuba (common jujube), 6027 nucleotides long. RefSeq names its product putative disease resistance RPP13-like protein 1. The record is from RefSeq and is a predicted model, not a curated record. Gene Ontology annotation, molecular function: ADP binding. NCBI's taxonomy places the organism in Eukaryota, Viridiplantae, Streptophyta, Magnoliopsida, Rosales, Rhamnaceae. Bases 747 to 4139 code for a protein of 1130 amino acids. The transcript is spliced from 3 exons. Gene Ontology annotation, biological process: defense response to other organism.
GAUUUUUCUGGUGGGUGUCUUCGGUUUCAACAUUUUUUUCUUCAACCAACAUUUUAAUAGCAAAACACUUGGAAACUAGUAAGUUGAUUUGACAGUGUCGAAAUCAAUUCACACACCCUUUAAAUAUCAAAUCACUCAAAAAAAUUAUUCAAUUCCCAAUCUUCUCUUAUUGAAAAAUUUUCAGUCUUUUGGCUUUAAACGGAACAGUUAAAAACCCAAACCAAAAAAUAUGUGAGACUGGUUACCAUUUGGGUAAUUCCAAACUUUGUGAUGUGUAAAUAGUUUUACGAGGUUAUACAGAAAAGGCUCGAGGUAUUGAGAAUCUUAAUUGACAAUUCGACCCAUUUAUUAUGGGCCGAAUAUUUAGUUUUACGUGGGCCUUUCUCGGGUUUUCCUUCGUAUUUCCAUCAAGAGCUUGGUACGGAGGUCGAGGACAUUGUUUUUGACGAGUUGCAGAAAUAAAAAACCUUGUUUUUGAAGGAUUCAAGAAGUACAUGUUCCACAACCACAAUCCCAUUCCAAAGAUAAAGAAAAAAAUUCCUCCUUCUGCGUUCUUUUAUUUAAAGGUCGCUGGCUUUUAGACUUCAUAACGGGUAAGAAAAAGCUCAGCGAUUGAACGCUGAAAUAGCUGAAGAACCCAACUUCCAUUUUUUGUUUGUGGGGUGUCUUGGAAGUUGGAACUGAAGCAGACUUCGAGCCCAGCAACUGUAAUUUAAUCUUUUUUCUAGAGAAAAGACAAGGACACUAUGGCUGCGGAACUUGUUGCAGGAGCUUUUCUCUCUGUUUCCCUUCGUAUGUUGGUUGAAAAAUUGGCUUCUCAGGAGGUUGUUGAUUUCAUUCGUGGAAAGAAAUUAAAUGAAGGGCUGCUCAAUAAGUUGAAGAUUAUGCUGUUGUCAGCUAAUGGAGUGCUCAAUGAUGCCGAGGAGAAGCAGAUCAAGAAUAGAGCUGUGAGGCAGUGGCUUAAUGAACUCAAGGAUGCAAUCUAUGAUGCAGAGGAUUUGGUGUAUGAGAUCGAAACCGAAGCUUUGCGGUGCAAGAUUGAAGGUGAAUCUAGAACUCAGGUACUCAGUUUCCUCUCAACUGCAUACGCUGAACAGAGGAUACAGGAGAUCCUUGAUAGAUUGGUAUUUAUUUUGCGACAAAAAAAUUUUCUUGGCCUCAAAGAAAGUGUACCGGAUUUUUUACGGAGAUUGCCUACAACUUUUUUGGUAGAAGAAUGCAGUGUUUAUGGUAGGGAUGCUGACAAAAGAGUCAUUGUUAACUUGUUGCUAACAGAUGAUAAUAGUGACAAUAAGUUAUCUGUAAUUCCUAUAGUGGGCAUGGGCGGGAUUGGCAAGACGAUGCUUGCUCAACUCAUUUACAACGAUGACAGGGUGAAGAAACAUUUUGACAUUAAAGCGUGGGUUUUUGUAUCAGAUGAAUUCGAUAUUCUUAGGAUAACACAAACAAUUUUGGAGUCUGUCACUUCUCAAAAAUGUUAUUGCAAGGACCUUAAUCAUCUUCAAGUUAAAUUGAAGGAUUUAUUGUUGGAGAAGAAAUUUCUGUUUGUUUUAGAUGAUGUUUGGAAUGAGGAUUACAUUUAUUGGUGUACUUUGAAGACCUCUUUUGGAUCUGGAGCAUGUGGGAGUAAAAUUAUUGUGACAACACGUAAUGAAAGAAUCGCAAGGAUGAUGGGAACUGUUCCAAAUUAUUAUCUACAGCUAAUGACGGAAGAAGAUUGCUGGUCUCUAUUUGUAAGACACGCCUUUGAUAGUGUAGAUCCAAUUGCAUAUCCAGACUUGGAAGAGAUCGGUAGACAAAUUGUCAGAAAAUGUAAAGGUCUUCCUUUGGCAGUCAAAUGUCUUGGUGGUCUUUUGCGUUCUGAAUUAAAUCCACGAGAAUGGGAAAAUGUACUAAUGAGUGAUGUAUGGGAGUUGUCUGAGAAAGAAUGCAACAUUCUUCCAGCUUUAUGGUUGAGCUAUUUUUAUCUACCUUCACAUCUUAAAAGAUGUUUUGCCUACUGCUCAAUUUUUCCAAAAGGUUAUCAAUUUGAAAAGGAAAAUUUAACUUUACUUUGGAUGUCAGAAAAUCUUUUGGAGCCCCAUCAAAGGAAGAGCGCAGAAGAAGUUGGAGAUGAGUACUUCAAUUAUCUGCUUUCAAGGUCAUUGUUUCAACGCCAUGAAACAUGGGGUUUUACCAUGCAUGACCUUGUGAAUGAUUUGGCAAAGUUUGUAUCUGGAGACUUUGUUUUGAGGUUGGAUGACAGUUACUCACUUGAUGUUGCCAAAAAAGCUCGUUAUUUGUCAUAUAUGAGAAGAAAUAUCCCUAAUAUGAAGAACUUGGACGCAUUAUUUGAAAAUAAAUAUCUGCGCACGUUCCUACCAUUAGGAUGUUGUUCUUCAUUGAAUUCACAGCAAGAAUUAUCCUUCAGAUGUCUCGAAGUAUCAAAAACAAUGCAAUACUUAAGAGCGCUCUCUCUAUCUGAAUAUUCUAUCACCAAGUUGCCUAAUUCAUUUGGCAACUUAAGGCUUCUAAGAUACUUGGACUUGUCUUCAACCGAUGUUAGAGAGAUACCUUAUAGUGUCUGUACUUUAUACAAUUUGCAGACGUUACUAUUGAAAUCAUGCCAAAAUCUUUCUGGGUUGCCUCAUUCAAUUGGGAAGUUGAAGCAUCUAAGGUAUUUGGACUUAUCUUAUACGAAAAUUAAAGAGAUACCAGACACAGUGUGUAAUUUUCACAAUUUGUACACAUUGUUGUUGUCUUCUUGUACAAUGCUUACUCGACUACCGACGAAUCUGGCUUGUCUAAGCAACUUGCGGCAUAUCCACAUUGAGCGCACAUGUUUGAAAGAGAUGCCACUGCACAUGUCUAGAAUGAAAUGUUUGCGAACUUUAAGUGAUUUUGUUGUGAGCAAAGAUAGUGGAUGUAAUAUAAAAGAAUUAAAAGAAUUCCAGAGUUUGCAUGGAAGUCUUUUUAUUUCAAGGCUUCAAAAUAUUGUAGAUGUUGAAGACAUUUUGAAGGCCAAUUUGAAGGAUAAAAGUUGCCUUGAUCAAUUGAGUUUGGGUUGGGAUGGUAAUGCUGAUGAUUCACAAAAAGAAAGAGAGGUGCUCAAUGGACUUCAACCUCACACAAAUCUGAAGAAACUAUGUAUUAGAAAUUAUGGUGGUACAAGGUUCCCAAAUUGGGUUGGACAUCAUUCAUUUUGUGGUAUGGUAGAAGUGGUGCUUAGUAAUUGUAGAAAUUGUUAUUUGUUGCCAACCCUCGGACAACUACCCUCCCUUGAAAGGCUUGAUGUUGGAGGAUUUGAUAUGCUGGAGACAAUAGGUGAAGAAUUCUAUUCUGAUGGUGGUUCUUGUUCUGUCGCUAAACCAUUCAAGUCUUUAAAAUAUUUAGGUUUUUCAAAAAUGCCACAGUGGAAGAAGUGGUCAGUGGUUGGUGGUGAUGGAGAAGAUAAAGUUUUCUCAUGCCUUAAGAAGCUUAAUUUAUUUCAAUGUCCUAAGCUAGAUGGGGCCUAUUUCCCUCAUUAUCUUCCAGCAUUGACAAGCCUCCGCAUAUCGGGAUGCGACCAGCUAGUGACUUCAUUCCCAAGGCUUAAAUCUCCAGUGCUUCAUUUAUUAAUGAUAUUCAACUGCCAAGAGUUGUGGUCAUUUCCAAGAGGGGACUUGCCCUCGAAUAUACGUUCAAUUGAAAUACAUGGAUGCAAAAAGCUGGAAUCAUUUUCAGGGGAGGGAUGGCCUUCGAAUUUAAAAUCACUUUUAAUUUCUGAUUGUGGAAAACUCUUUGCGCCUGACAUGAAGUGGAAUUUGCAAGCACUUACCUCUCUUACAUCCUUACGAAUCAUAUCCAUAGAAGAAUCGCUGGUUUCAUUCCCUGAGGAAGGGCUCUUUCCCACCACUCUUACUCACCUUGAGCUGAACAAUCUUCAAAACCUUAAAUCUCUUAAUGACAAGGCCUUUCAACAUCUUAUUUCCCUUAAAGAAUUAAGAAUUUCAUUCUGUAAUAAGCUCUGGUGCAUUCCAGAAGGACUGCCUGCUUCUCUUUGUUUAUUGGUUGUCUAUGAAUGUGAUUUAUUAAAACAACGAUGUCAAAGAGGGAUAGGGGAAGACUGGCUAAAGAUUGCUCACAUUCCUUGCAUACAGAUAGAUCAAGAAUCCUUAUGAUGAGUAUUGCAGUUCUCUAAAAUAUUUCUGGCACUUCUCCUCCAGCCUUUCAGGUAAUGCUUUUUAUUUUUCAUUUUCCAAAGUCAUUCUAAAAAUGCAAUGUUCUUUCUCCAUUCUGCUUUUCAUUUUGAAGCAUAUACACCGUAUAUCUCUUUGUGAUUACAAGAUAGGUUGAUUAUACCAUCUUCAAGUGCAUUCACCCUCCGCAUUCUUCGUCUUUGGAUAUUUGCUUGUUAUUAUUAAUAGGCCCUGCUUCAUCGAUGAAAGCUUCAUAUACUUUUUAGUUUGAUGUUACAUCAGUAUACCAGGACAAAACAUUGGCUAAAUGGAUUUAAUUUGCAUGAGAGGGCUUGGGGAAAAUCGAGUUUUCUAAGGUGGGUUUUGCUUUUUUGGAUUUAAUUUGCAUGAGAGGCCUUCAGUAAAAUCAAGGUGUCAAAGGAGGACUUGGGUUCGGCAGUACCUCAUCAUCAUCUGACUCAGAGUCACUUCCCUCAGCUCUGUAAUUCUGGGUUCUUUAACCUGUUUUGAAGACCUGUUAGAAAUACUCCCAGUGAUCAGGCAAGUGGCUGGGGCUGAUGCUUCUAUUCUAACAGCAAUCUUGCAUCCAUGGAGGUCCCUUAUUGAACAGGGUUUUAUGGUCGGUCUGCAACACCUGGAUGCCAAAUGCAUCCUUGGGGUGAUCUCUAAGUUCCUAAGGUUAGAGAUGAUGGGAUCAGUCCAUGGAUUCUCUGUUCCUUUGGAUAUAAGUGAUUGGUGUCUGACCUAUCUGGAAAGGCUUUUAGGGUAAUGCUAAGUACAUUUAUUUGGUAUCCCUAGUAUUAUUCAAGGCUUUUGAUAUCCUCAAUUUGUUACAUUGGUUUAUGAAAAGUGAUAUUUCAUAUUGCGUUGGUUAUGUGAAAGAUCUAGAGUAUGGUGGCAUGAGUUGUCAAGAAUUCGCAACAGCGGGUGGUUAUAGCUUAUAUGACAACUACCCUGCAGUGUUGUGCCAAAUGUUCUCUAUCUGGGCACAGCAUCUCAUGAAAUCAUUUACUGCGUCAGACUUCAUCUGCAACUCACAAAAACUUGAAAGCAGAAAGCGAUUUUGUUUUUUCAUUCUGCUAUAUGUGUGAAGCAUGUACUCUUUAUAUCUUCAGUAUAAAUGUUAGUGUCUGAUCCCACCUAUCUGAAAAGGUGUCUGAUGUCCUUGCUCAUUUUUUUCCCCCUUCAAAUUUCAGAUUUUUUUUUCUUGAUUGAUGAUAAUAUGGUGCCAUCAGUCAUCAAGAAUACACAACAAUGGGUUAUACAACAUCCAUAUCACUGCAGGAUUUUGCUGUUAAGUUCUUUAGCCGGGCAAUUCUGGUGAAAUCAUAUACUGCCGGGCAACAUCUAGUGAAAUCGUUUACUCUGUCAGGCUUCAUUUAUGACUCAUUGAAUAUUGAAAGGUAAAGGCAAUUUUGUCUGGAUUUCUUCUCAAGAGAAAUGAUUUGCAUCAUAAUAUCACUGCUUUUGUUCUCUCAUAUGCAUGCUUCUCUUGGUUCCCUGUGCAUGCUGGCUUGCUUAUAUGGUAUUGAAGGCGAGUCUAUUGAAUUAUGAUGCAGUUGAGCUAUUGAUUUCAGUACCCCCUUCAAUCCUCCGAUUGUUUAUAUCCGCGAGGCAGCAUAAUCUUGGUGGUUCAGGGAAAGAAAUUCCCCAAGCUUGAAGCUUCAACUAACUUAGGCUGGCUAACCUUGGGCUUGCUUUCCUCCUUCUUCAGAGUCAGUCGACAUGCAGGGGAAGUUCUUGUUUACAAUCAAAACCAGUAGUAUUUCCUCUGUGUAAAACAUGAUUUACUUUUGCAACCAGUUCUAUGUAUGCAUACAAGCUAUAGUCUGGUCUAUUUCUAUUAUUUAAUGUUCAAGUUUAGCUUUAA